UCCCACUGUAUGGACAUUCCCUCCUUCCUCCCACGGGGAAGCUUGUCACGUCUUACUCUGUGUUUUCCCCGUGUUAGUGACUGGAAGCUGCUGCUGUGAACACGUCCAAGAAAAGGACUCCUUACAGAUUAACUGGCAGCAAAGUGAUUUAAAGCUGAAUACAAGAGACAAGCCUCCAGAAGCCUGACUAGAACAAGCAGGUUUAUUCAGCUUUGACACAACAAGCCAUGGAUUAUAUGGCAGCUAGUACAUCCAUCACUGAUGUGGACAUGGAAUUUGACAAGAAUGUGCCUCAAAUAUGUGGAGUUUGUGGGGAUAAAGCUACUGGAUUCCACUUUAAUGCCAUGACAUGCGAGGGCUGCAAAGGAUUCUUUAGGAGAAGUAUGAAAAGGAAGGCUGUUUUCACUUGUCCGUUUAAUGGAGACUGCAGAAUAACCAAAGAUAACAGACGACAUUGUCAGUCCUGUCGACUUAAGCGAUGUGUUGAUAUUGGGAUGAUGAAAGAGUUUAUCCUAACAGAUGAAGAGGUUCAGAGGAAAAGAGAGAUGAUACUGAAACGGAAAGAAGAGGAAGCAUUGAAAGAGUCUCAAAGACCUAAAAUAACAGAGGAGCAGCAAAAAAUUAUUGAUAUUAUUUUGGAUGCUCAUCGAAAAACCUUUGACCCAACCUAUGCAGAUUUUAGCCAGUUCAGGCCUCCAGUUAGAGAAAAUAUAGGUAGAAGAACAACUAGAUCGUCAUCUAUUCAGACACAAAGCUAUUCUUCAGACUCAGAUGCUUAUAAUACUUCACCAGAUCCAUCUGAGCACAGUUUUUUCACCAAUUCCCUGUUUAGUGAUUACGGGAGUGACACUUCCCCAUUGGCUGGCGGCUCAUCUGAUCUUUCUAUGCUCCCUCACGUUGCAGAUCUUGUUAGUUAUAGCAUACAGAAGGUUAUUGCAUUUGCAAAACUGAUACCUGGAUUCAGGGAUCUCACUGCAGAAGAUCAGAUUGCCUUGUUAAAGUCCUCUGUUAUUGAAGUCAUAAUGCUAAGAUCUAACCAGUCAUUUUCCAUGGAAGAUAUGUCCUGGACUUGUGGUAGUGAGGACUUCAAGUACAAGGUUGACGAUGUAACUCAAGCUGGCCAUAAUAUGGAGCUGUUGGAGCCUCUUGUCAAAUUCCAGAUUGGCUUAAAAAAACUAAACCUCCAUGAAGAAGAACAUGUUCUUUUGAUGGCCAUUUGCAUUCUUUCAUCAGACCGUCCAGGUGUGCAAGACACAGCCCUUGUUGAAGCAAUUCAGGAUCGUCUCUCCUCUACUCUCCAGACCUACAUUCUUUGUAAGCAUCCACCACCUGGAAGUCGGCUAUUGUAUCCUAAAAUGAUUCAGAAGCUGGCGGAUCUUCGUAGCUUAAAUGAAGAACAUUCCAAGCAAUACCGUUUUCUUUCCUUUCAGCCAGAACACAGCAUGCAGCUCACACCACUUGUUCUGGAAGUGUUCGGCAAUGAAAUUUCUUGAACUCUAUUUUGACUUUUACUUGAUUGGAAUUGUGAGUAAUGGGAGGAUUCCAAGAUUAGUGUAAUUACUAAAAGUUGGGUUAAGAUAUCUUCUUAUUUUUCUGCUGUGGGAAAAGCCUUGUGAGUCUUUCCAAUCACAAGAAUUUUUGAAAAGAGCUCGAUAAAAUGCAUACUAUUUAAGCAGACUCAUCUCAACAUGCUAGCCAGUCCAGACUGUAUAAUUUACAGCUACAAUAGAGUACAGUAUUUUUCUGUGUUUUUUUAGAUGUUUUGUACAUUUAAAUUUAGAAAGCUUUGCCUUGAUGUGUGCCUUUGAAACAGAAAAUGUAAAUUCUCAAAAAUUGUCUGACCGGACUUGGUCACAGCAAAAGCCAUUCUUCAUGAGACUAGUAGCUAUAAAUGCUUUAACUCAUGUGCCAAUUCCCUAACGGGAUUUUAGAUUAACCUUAUACCUCGCUUAAAACACACCGAAUGUAAAUGUCUAAAAAGCUAAGUUUAACCAAAGUUUAUAUGCACAUUAAACUUAACAAAGUGCACUUGUUAGUAAAGAAUGAUAGAACUCUAUUUUGCUUAAGCGAUAACAAAAUGCUAGAAAAUUAUAUUUUUCUAUGAAAAAUGAGGGAUAUAAGUAUGAAACUUUGCAAUGUGAAGGCGGGUUAAAUAUGUCCAUCUUAUAAACCGGAUCCCCAGUGUUUCACAUGAGAAAUUUGUGAACUGGACCCCAGAGCUGUAGCCCCUUCCUCCUGCGUUUCUUUUCAGUGUAAGCACCUCCCAUAAAUUGACAAAUCUCCACACCUUUUUUGGGUAAACUCUCCCAUACCCUUACUGCACAUCUGAAAACUGUCCAAUCCCUGCUUUAGGCUUGUUAAAACUGUUCCCUAGGACCACAUAUAUAAGGUCCUCACUAACUGUUGUGUGGUAUGUUAUUAUUUAAACCAUAUAAUUAUUAUUUAAACCAUAUAAAAUGUGAUAGAGACAGAAUAAAUUAAAUUAUUAUUAAUAAAAACAAUUAUUAUGUUGCAAAAGUA
Bombina bombina (fire-bellied toad) is the source of this 2520-nucleotide messenger RNA. RefSeq names its product vitamin D receptor (gene VDR). The transcript is spliced from 10 exons. The record is from RefSeq and is a predicted model, not a curated record. Gene Ontology annotation, cellular component: nucleus. Gene Ontology annotation, molecular function: zinc ion binding; nuclear receptor activity; vitamin D response element binding. Gene Ontology annotation, biological process: positive regulation of transcription by RNA polymerase II; multicellular organism development; negative regulation of transcription by RNA polymerase II. Lineage: Eukaryota; Metazoa; Chordata; Amphibia; Anura; Bombinatoridae. The coding region runs from base 228 to 1493 and encodes 421 amino acids.